AUGGUUUAUCGAGGACCCUCCAAAGACUGCUUGCCAUGCAGGAAACGCAAGCUCAAGUGCGACCUGCGCAAGGAUGGCUGUGGCCAAUGUCUGCGGGCCAGUAUCGCAUGCUUUGGCUACCGGGAUACCAAUGAUCUCAUCUUCCGCGACCAGACAAGCAGCGUCCAGCGCAAGAUGUUGGCUUCCAAAGCAACGACAGUAUCUUUACAGCUCGGAGCUCUAAACCAUCCCCAGCCGGCUUGGCACCUUCGUGCUCGUCAUGACUUCUUUGCGCACUAUGUAUACGGCCUAUCUAGUACUUACGAUAUCCUGCCUUCGUUGUAUGAGAAAGCAAAGCCGGGAGACCACUUAUCUGCUAGUGUAGAUGCGGCCAGCCUUGCUUUCUUCGCGAAUAAUCACGCGACAUCAUCAACGGAACUUCUGCGGCUGGCUGCCGAAAAUUAUAUGCUUGCCCUGCGGCAGAUUAACAAGGCUCUAUCCAGCCGUGAGCUUGCGAGUGCCGACUCCACCCUGCAGUCAGUGCUACUUCUCGAUCUUUAUGAAAAGAUUAUGGGCCGCGACCUUAUGUCGGAGAAAUCUUGGCUGGCCCACCUCAACGGAGCUCUGGCAUUGAUCAAGGCUCGUGGCUACAAUGACAUGACACGAAGCGAAGUCAGUAGAAAGCUGGCCAACAAACUUUUCACGACACUUCUCAUCAGCUGCUACGUUGCGACUCAGCGGAUACCAGAAGGCGUUGCUGAACUGGGGCGGAGACUUGACAUGUUCCACGACAAGGAUGAUGCCAAGUGGCGGCUUUCCAAUAUGAAUUGUAAAAUGAUCAAUUUCCGAAUAGAUGUCGCUGAGGGAAAGUUGUCCAAGAGCGAAAUUGUCGCUCAGGCUAGGCAGCUUGAGGAUGCUUAUUGCGAAAUUGAAGAGACAUCAUCGCAAAGAUGGCAGCCUAGGCAUGUCAUGGUAUCGGAGGAAGACCCCGACCGAUCCUUCAUCUUUGGCGAUCACUAUGAUGUUUACAGAGAUCAUUUUACAACGCAAGUACGAAACACAGUUCGGAUAAUGCACCUCCAGCUUCAUUUCUACAUCACAAGGGCCUUGAAAGGCGACGAGUCCGACGAAGCUAUUCGCAUUCGCUCAGAAUCAUCCGCCCUUACGGAGCGCUAUGCGGAGCAAGUUUGUGCCUCAGCACCUCAGUUCCUUCUCCCCAAUGUCCAUCCAAACAACUGCAUCCCUUUCACUCCUGUCCAGGCUCUAAAAUGCGGCAUUCUCCUCCCGGCCAUGUUUAUAGCCGGCAGUGCAACAACGAACCCCAAGUUGCGCCUUUGGGUGAUUCACACGAUGAAGUUCAUAGCUGCAUCUGGCCAUCUACGCGCCGCUUCGGUAACAGCAAACAUGUUGGAAGAGAAUCCAAUGCUCGAUUUCAGAUUCAUGUAUGCUAAAUUGGGAGGGUAUGCAUUUACUUCUUGAGAAUGUCCUUCAGCAAGCGAUGGAAAUAUAACACGAAUGUUUUCUUUAGUCUCGCCAUCGCCUAUAAGUGCUACGAAUACAUCGACUGAGAGUUAGAUACGCGGAUCUUGGAGUCUUUCCGAUAUAUACACUACGCUAUUAAGGAUGCAGCAAGCAUGACAAGUCCUCCAAACCCAUCUAUCCCCGAGCACCACUCCUCCCAGCUAGCAGUGCUUCUCGACUGGCCCCUAGUCUCCAAGCACUUGUACGGCAACCAAGCAUCACUGCAAGACAGCUCACGAUCGUCUAGCUUGACAAGGCCACCGUGCGUUGCCAAUCCAAAGGCUCCUUUGUCUCCCAUCCCUCUCUGCCCCGCGGCCUUCCACACAAACUCAUCGCCUGCUUCCCAUAGCUGCUUUUUGGCCGGUAAUGGCGCUAGAAUGAGGUCAGAGGGCAGAUCGCACAUGGCCAUUGGCUCAAAAUAAACGAGCAUAUUCACGACUCGGUAGACGAUUCCUAGUCUUUGUUCAGUUAGCAUAUUAGCAUAGGAAGUUUGCAACGAGGGACAAGGUCCAACCUUCGUCUUGAUUCUCUA
Molecule: messenger RNA, 2032 nt
Organism: Trichoderma atroviride IMI 206040
Lineage: Eukaryota; Fungi; Ascomycota; Sordariomycetes; Hypocreales; Hypocreaceae
Source: RefSeq, a predicted model, not a curated record